CAGCAACAGCUGCGACCGAAGAAUAGAGCGUGAAGAACGCGAGGACUUUCCAGCGGCUGAUGCAGCGCCGGGCGCAGCGGUCGUCGAUCCAUCUGAUACGAGCGUGAAGAAGAAGGAGAAGGAGAAGGAGAAGAGGAAGGAGGAGGCCGGAAAAUGGCGUACCCGAGCAUGGGCGAGGCGCACCGGCGGGUCACCGACUACCUCGGCCGCUUCUCCGACGCCGUCUCCACCCAGGACGUCGCCUCCCUCAAGCCCCUCCUCUCCCUCUCCUCCGCCUCCCCUUCCCUCCUCUCCCUCGCCGACGCCCUCAACCUUCUCCAGGACGCGAUCAGGCUGAUCAAGCAGUCGGAGAAGUGGUCCCAGCUCGCGGAGAUCGUCGCGCCUCUCUUCCGUUGCCUCCAGAGCUACCGGCUCAGCAACUUGGCCGACGCCUAUCCCGCCUACGAGAAAGCUGCCAACGCGUUCAUUCAGGAGUUUAGGAACUGGGACUCGGCUUGGGCACUGGAGGCAUUGUAUGUGAUUGCUUACGAAAUUAGGGUUCUUGCCGAGAGGGCGGAUAGAGAACUGUCCGCCAAUGGGAAGUUGCCGGAGAAAUUAAAGGCGGCCGGCUCCUUCUUGAUGAAAGUGUUCGGGGUCCUAGCCGGGAAGGGCCCCAAACGCGUAGGAGCAUUAUACAUGACUUGUCAGCUGUUCAAAAUUUACUUUAAGCUGGGUACAGUUCACCUUUGCCGCAGUGUCAUAAGAAGCAUUGAGACUGCGCGGAUAUUUGAUUUCGAAGAAUUUCCUCAAAGAGAUAAGGUGACAUACAUGUACUACACAGGACGUCUGGAAGUUUACAAUGAAAAUUUUACAGCUGCUGAACAAAAAUUAUCUUAUGCCUUGGCACAUUGCAAUCCUCAUAGUGAAGCAAAUAUAAGGAUGAUAUUGAAGUACUUGAUACCGGUGAAGCUUUCAAUUGGAAUUUUACCGAAAGAUUGGCUCCUGGAGAAAUAUAACUUGGUUGAGUACAGGAAUAUUGUGCUAGCUCUAAAGAGGGGUGACCUUCGACUUCUUCGAAGUGCCCUAGAAGAGCAUGAAGACAGGUUCCUUAGAUCUGGUGUAUAUCUUGUUCUAGAGAAGUUGGAGCUCCAAGUUUAUCAAAGACUACUGAAGAAAAUUUACAUCAUUCAAAAGCAGAAGGACCCAAGCAAAGCCCACCAGAUGAAGUUGGAAGUUAUUAUCAAAGCAUUGAAAUGGCUUGAGAUCGACAUGGAUUUGGAUGAGGUGGAGUGCAUAGUUGCCAUAUUGAUACACAAGAACCUCGUCAAAGGUUACUUUGCCCACAAAAGCAAAGUGGUGGUCUUAAGCAAGCAAGAUCCUUUCCCCAAAUUGACUGGAAGGCCUGUGAAUGCCUAGAGAUGGUGUAUAUGGUUAUAAUACAAGUCGAGAUGAUGCAGUUCCAAUGGCAGGAGGAAUGCUAGACAUCUGAUGUAACAAUCCGAUCCCGAGUGUGUGAAGUGUGUUUCUUCAUGUUCCCGAUUCUCCAUCGGUGAAGGAAAUGGUCUCCCUCCCAGCGCCAUCAGCAACCAUACUCUCUUUGCCAGUGUCAAAUCGGUUUUUUUUUUUUUAUCAGGUUUCCUUCUAAAUCACCUGCUGAAUAACCUCAGCGGUAAUUUGUUAGGCUUGUGGGAUGGGGAGAUAUUCCAGGUCGCUCCAUCUCGUUAGUUACGGAAAUAUGAGGAGCUGUUUUUCGGUUAGAUUAGACUGUCGUAACACUUUUAAACUUUUUACCAUGGAUCAAACAGUUAACUUAAUGAGCCAUUACGUUUAAUCGACAUCCAAUUUUGUGCUUA
Messenger RNA from Syzygium oleosum, 1832 nucleotides. RefSeq names its product enhanced ethylene response protein 5. Gene Ontology annotation, molecular function: RNA binding; double-stranded DNA binding. The record is from RefSeq and is a predicted model, not a curated record. Gene Ontology annotation, cellular component: transcription export complex 2. The transcript is spliced from 13 exons. Lineage: Eukaryota; Viridiplantae; Streptophyta; Magnoliopsida; Myrtales; Myrtaceae. The coding region runs from base 154 to 1395 and encodes 413 amino acids. Gene Ontology annotation, biological process: poly(A)+ mRNA export from nucleus; transcription elongation by RNA polymerase II; post-transcriptional tethering of RNA polymerase II gene DNA at nuclear periphery.